AGAAUGAAGGCUGUUUGAAAGAACGAACAAUGUUCGGGCCUUGGAAUGUAUCGAUAGAAAGGCACAACAAAGCGUCCGAUUUCCUUCCUAUAUUUUAAAUAUAAUUUUGUGCCUGUAAAAUAAGAAAAGGCUCUGAUGGAAUGGUAGCGACAGUAUCUCGGUUUUUAUUGAAACGCCUGUAAUACGCGACACGCGUUUGUCGUUUUCAAAACUAGUUUCAAAAAAAACCAUCAACAACGGCGGCGAUCGGCGUUGGGGUGCAACCCGUGUUAUCAUCCGGCUAUCAUAGCACGGUGCCACCCCAGAACGGGGGUGGUGGUUCGACAUUUAGUGCCGCGGCGAUGGUGGCAGCUGCCACCGCUACGGCCACCGCCACAGCCAGCGUGGUGGCCAUGCAGGAUCGCCAAGACAUCCCUUCUCAAUUUAAUCAAAUGCAAAGCCAACAUGGAAUACCCCAUCAAACAUAUAACGCAGGGUAUGCCCAAAGAGGACCAAUGGCCGGAAUGGGGCCAGUCGGAAUGAACAACUUCAAUAGUAUGGGCACGAUGAGUCCAAUGCAUUCUAUGAAUUCCAUGAAUUCGAUGAACAGUAUGAAUAGUAUGAACUCGAUGAAUCCUAUGUCGAUGGGAGGUAUGAACGGUAUGAAUAGUAUGAACGGAAUGACUCCCAUGAGCUCUAUGAGUAACAUGGGUAAUAUGAGCAUGAACAAUAUGAUGGGACCUAACAAUAUGCAAAUGAACAAGAUGAGCAUGCAAGCUCAACCUCAUCAAGGCUAUCCAAGGAGAUUAGCACCUUAUCCAAAUCCUGCUAUGCAUAUGGCACAAAAGAGACAACAAAACCCAUAUUCAAAUCCAAACCCAGCUGCGAUGCAACCAGCCUUUAAUGGCAUGUCAUCAUCGCAAUAUCCGGCCAAUUAUCCUGCUGCAGCAAGGCCGAACUUUCAACCUCAGUAUCAGCCUAUGCAGAAUAUGAAUCCAUCGGCUGCUGGUUUUGGGCCUAAUUCUAUGAUACGAAGUAGUAAUAUGAGGCAAACUACGCCUUCAUACACUCCCAAUCAAACAGCGAAUAACCAAUAUUAUAAUAGCAAUGGUAUACCAGUUAGUAUGGGACCUACAACGGUUGGAAAUCAAUUUGUUGGUCAUCAACCAAACUCAGGAUAUGCUGGUAAUACAUCUUCGUAUGGUACAGCUGGUGUUGCAACCAGUCAAUAUCAACAAGAUGUUGCAUCAAUGAGAACGACAGGCGCAGGGAGUCUAAAUUAUCAACAUAGUCCUAUUCCUGGUAAUCCAACUCCACCAUUGACGCCAGCCACCAGUAUGCCUCCCUAUAUCAGUCCGAAUCCGGAUAUUAAGCAAUUCAAUGAAAUAAAAUCACCAAUUAAUAUUCAGAAAGAUGAUGAGCUACGAUUAACAUUCCCCGUAAGGGAUGGCAUUAUUCUUCCACCCUUCCGCUUAGAACAUAAUCUGGCUGUAAGCAAUCACGUUUUUCAAUUAAAACCCACGGUGCAUCAAACAUUGAUGUGGCGAUCCGAUCUGGAACUGCAACUUAAGUGUUUCCAUCAUGAAGAUAGACAAAUGAAUACAAAUUGGCCAGCGAGUGUACAAGUCUCUGUGAAUGCUACGCCAUUGGUUAUCGAUCGUGGUGAGAAUAAAACAUCUCAUAAGCCUUUAUACCUGAAGGACGUUUGUCAACCUGGAAGAAAUACGAUACAAAUUACUGUAUCGGCAUGUUGUUGUUCUCAUUUGUUCGUACUUCAAUUAGUUCACCGACCAAGUGUAAGAAGUGUACUUCAUGGAUUAUUACGUAAAAGAUUACUUACAGCAGAGCAUUGUAUUACUAAAAUUAAACGGAACUUUAAUAAUACCAUUUCAAAUAAUGGUAUACAAUCGGAGAAAGAUGUCGUAGAACAAACAGCACUAAAGGUAUCUUUAAAAUGUCCUAUUACUUUUAAACGUAUUACACUGCCAGCUAGGGGACAUGACUGUAAACAUAUUCAGUGCUUUGAUUUGGAAUCAUACUUACAAUUAAAUUGUGAACGAGGAUCUUGGCGAUGUCCUGUAUGCACAAAACCUGCACAACUGGAAGGUUUAGAGGUUGAUCAAUAUAUGUGGGGUAUUUUAAACACUCUAAACACUGCAGAAGUAGAAGAAGUUACGAUAGAUUCAAUGGCAAAUUGGAAACCAGCAAAAAAUUUAGCUAAUAUUAAAUCUGAAGAAGAAAGUGAUUGCAAAAGAAUGACAAAGGCAAUGUCACCUGGAAGUAUGAAUAUGCCUACUAUGAAUAAUUGGGAUAUGAAUCAAGCAAUGAGUCCAUACAUACCACCUGAUAUGAGUAGCAUUGUAAGUGGUUCUAUGAUGAAUAAUACUUCAACUACGUAUGGAAAUAAUAUCAAUCAUCGGAAUUCAUCGGGAGGAUCUUUCGAUAUUAAUUCUGGAACGAAUUCGAAUACUAGUAAUGAUUAUACUAAUGGAGCAUCAGGACCUCUUUCGCACUUAAACGAAUCAGUGAAUUCUUUAGAUCCUCUUAAUGCUAUGGAAAAAUCACUUAAUGAUCAGAUGCCACAUACACCUCAUACACCUCAUACACCUCACACACCACAUACACCAGGUGGUGGAAACAGUGGUCCACCAAGUGUUCCUCCAGCAUCUCAGGAAUCUACUGGAAAUCUUAAUACAUCUGGUAAUACAAACAUAAACAAUGAUACUGCGGAUAUACCAUCGGAUUUAAAUUUUGAUCCAGCUGCAGUAAUAGAUGGUGAAGGUACAGGUCAAGAAGCUCUAAAUCUCUUGCCAGAUAAUGUUGUGGAUCCAAUGGAAUUACUUUCAUAUUUAGAUCCACCAGAUCUGAAUACUCCACCCAGUAGUGGCGCUAGCAGUGGUAAUCCCUCAUCGAGUGAUGAUAUUUUAGCACUUUUUGAAUAAAAAUUAAUGGGCAUCUCAUAAGAGAAAUAAUCAAAUUAUGACCCUGAUCAUAAGGAACAAAAUUAUAUCGACAAGUUUGCAUCCUAAUACAGAUAUAUUUCUAAUCGAAUGAAAUUACUUGUAAUGAGCAAUUUCAAAAAUUGGGGUCAUUAUUGGGUGCUCUCACCUAAUUCAAUGGUACAAAAAAUCUUAGCUCUAAUUAUAAUAUUCCUAUCGACAAAGUUAGGGCAUAUUAUUAGAUUUAAAGACAAUGACUUUUAAUUAAUAGGUAAAA
Messenger RNA from Apis florea (little honeybee), 3195 nucleotides. It is a transcript of the gene tna, whose product is annotated as Zinc finger MIZ domain-containing protein tonalli. Lineage: Eukaryota; Metazoa; Arthropoda; Insecta; Hymenoptera; Apidae. Gene Ontology annotation, cellular component: chromatin. The record is from RefSeq and is a predicted model, not a curated record. Gene Ontology annotation, biological process: regulation of transcription by RNA polymerase II; protein sumoylation. Gene Ontology annotation, molecular function: zinc ion binding; SUMO ligase activity.